Messenger RNA from Saxophila tyrrhenica, 1668 nucleotides. RefSeq names its product Transcriptional regulator of ribosomal biogenesis proteins (gene SFP1). The record is from RefSeq and is a predicted model, not a curated record. The coding region runs from base 1 to 1668 and encodes 555 amino acids. Gene Ontology annotation, cellular component: nucleus. The transcript has a single exon. Lineage: Eukaryota; Fungi; Ascomycota; Dothideomycetes; Mycosphaerellales; Extremaceae.
AUGUCGGGCUCAGGCACGGCGUCGCCGAUCAACAUUUUGCCUUCACGCCAAAGCUCCCACUCGCCACGCAACCAACAUUCGAACCUCACUUCACAACUUCAACAACCCCGCAUCAACGUCGACCACGACAUGAGCAUGGACGGCGCAGACGGUGCUGACGCUGCGCCGAGACCAAGACAAGAGUCGGUGAACAUGCUCUCCACGACACCCUUCGGCGCACAGUCGAUCCCUCUCAAGAACGGACAGCGGCGUCCGAGCAAUACCAACGGGCAGUCGGGCAGCUUCAUGGGCGGCAUGAGCUGGGGCGGUAUCUCCAUGGGCAGUUUCAUUAGGGAUGACAUCUUCAUGGGCACAUCACCAUACAACUAUGGAUCGCCGUCAUUUCACUCCUCUUCGUACCUGCCGAAGAUGGAGGCGAACUACAUGCGCGACUACGUGUGCUGCGACAUCCGCCUCGAUUCUAUGCAUGAGCUCCUCCAGCAUUAUGAGGAGGCGCAUGCGGCGCAACCGACUCAGACCAUGGGCCGCACCCCACGAGACCUGCAGUUUCCGAGUGGGAGAGCGGCCAACGCCACUAACACCGCGCAUGCGGUCCAGCAGCAGGCGCAUCCGCAACAGGGUCUCCCACAGCAGCCGAUGCAACCGCAGAACUACCCUACCCAGUCUCCGUUGUUCGGCGGUCAAUCACAUGAUCAGAUCGGCACAUUCGACAGCCUCGAUGACAUGGACAUGGAUGACACCACUCCUCAACUUGCGCAGAGAAGCUCACAGUUCCAGCCACAGCCUCAAUUUGGACGUCAGCAACCUCGUGGACCCACUGUCAACGUCAACCUUGCCAACGCUUUCCAGGGGCAAGGCUUGAACUCUGCUGCAACACCAAGCACUCCUCACGCCAGCCAGCAAUCUUUCCAGCACGACCCUACCGUAUCUUCCGUCAACACACCGACCAUUCACAAUGCCAGGAGCGCAUCGCAGCAGAACAGCACCCCCGACUCUUCCAUGCCCGGCACCCCCGCCGAGAACGACCUCGACUACAGCUCGCAGAUGGCUAGCCUCAACAUCGACUACAACCAGCUCAUGCAGCAGGGCGGCAUGGACAUCAACAGUCUGAGCAACGGUGCGUCUGGCACUAUUGAUGAUCCGGCAAAGCGCCUGCUGAGCAAACAAGGUCACGGCAACAAAGCGUUCGCAAAUCAAUCCGCUAACAACAGUGAGCUCGCCAAGCGCGUACGCGAACAGCACUUGCUGAACGGUCUCGCAGGCUCCGGCGGCUUCAUCACCGAAGAAAUCAAGCCAUUCAAGUGCCCCGUCAUCGGCUGCGAGAAGGCCUACAAGAAUCAGAAUGGACUGAAGUACCACAAGCAGCAUGGUCACCAGAACCAGCAGCUCAAAGAGAACCCAGACGGUACGUUUUCUAUUGUUGAUCCCACUACAUCUGUCCCCUACCCUGGCACGUUGGGCAUGGAGAAAGAGAAGCCGUAUCGCUGUGACACGUGUGGCAAGCGGUACAAGAACUUGAACGGGUUGAAGUACCACCGUCAGCACAGUCCGCAGUGCAAUCCGGAGAACAAGAUGCCGUCCAAUGUGCCGGGCGUGGGGAGCAAUUUGCAGGGGGUGAACGUGGCAGGGGCAGGCUUGAUGGGCAUGAAUGGCGGGAUGGAGUAUUGA